AUGUCUCCCAACGUUCUAAGGUGGUUAAGCCUCGUCGCUGUCCUCUGGCUUCAAUCUUUCAAUGGCACUAACUUGAGUUUCCCAGCUUACUCCUCACAGCUCAAAGAGUUUCUCUCUAUCUCUCAGUUUAAGCUAAACUAUCUGUCUUUCGCCUCCGACGCCGGGAAAGUACUCGGUUUCAUCUCCGGGAUCGCCGCCGUUUAUCUUCCUCUCCCUCUUGUCCUUCUCGCCGGAGGUACACUAGGGUUUGCCGGCUACGGUCUCCAGUAUCUCUCCAUCGCCAAAAAGAUUAUAUGUUGGAUCAACACGGCUUGUUACAUCGUAGCGAUCAACAGUUUCCCGGUGAACCGUCAAGUUGCCGUGGGGAUCACGGCGAGUUAUCAAGGUUUGAGUGGGAAGAUAUACACCGACAUGGUUAACUCGUUUUUCAACUCGUCUCCAAGCGAAGCAGCUUCUGGUUAUCUCUUGCUCAACUCACUCGUUCCAUUGGUGGCUUGUCUCGUGACGGCUCCUAUAUUGAGGAGACACGGAGGAGACAACACGACGUCUUCUUCAAAGGAUGCUAAAGUAGGGUUCAUCGUUUUGUUCGUGGUGACUAUAGCCACAGGGGUUUACGCCGUGGCUACGAGUCUUCUCACGGCUCCUGCGGUUUUAGUACUAGUUGGCAUUGCUCUGUUUCUUCUUGCUCCUCUCGCUAUACCAAUAGGAGUUGUAUUCAAAGAGCUUGUGUCCUCUAGAAAAACACACCAAAAGGUACACGAUCUUGAAGCUCCCGAGAAAUUCCAAGUCAUAGAAGAAGAUAACACCAAAGAAGCAGAAGAAGAAUUUGAGAAGGCAAUAGUUGGAGUUAAAGAAGAGGUCGAGUGGACACAACUAUGGAAGAAACAUGAUUUUUGGAUAUAUUUCGGACUUUACUUAUGCGGUCCAACGGUUGGGCUAGUGUUUAUGAACAAUCUUGGUCAGAUCGCUGAGUCUCGUGGCUGCACCGCAACUAGUUCCUUGGUUGCUCUGUCUUCGUCGUUUGGUUUUUUUGGCCGCUUGCUUCCUUCGUUACUCGACUACUUCUUCUCUAGAAGCAAAUACAUGCCAUCAAGUCCUGUUUCUAUGGCGGUUUCAUUGGUAGCCAUGGUAGCUUCGUUUCUCCUCCUCCUCGUCGACUCUGACAUCUCUCUCUUUGUUAGCACGGCGGUGAUCGGAGUCUUCUCCGGAGCCUUGACGUCACUAUCCGUGACAACGACUGCGGAGCUUUUUGGGACGAAGCAUUUUGGAGUUAACCACAACAUUGUUGUCUCAAACAUUCCUAUUGGAUCUUUUGCUUUCGGUACGUUAGCAGCUAAAGUUUACCGCGACGGAGCCUCCCUUUACGGAGAUGACGGCAAGUGUUUUGGGAUGCAUUGCUUUCAAACCACUUUGGUGUUUUGGGGAAUGCUCUGUUCGAUCGCCGCUCUUCUCGCCUCCGUUUUGUAUGUACGCAACCGUAAGUUCUAUUCACAUAAGCCGUAG
This is a messenger RNA of Capsella rubella, 1503 nucleotides long. RefSeq names its product protein NUCLEAR FUSION DEFECTIVE 4. Lineage: Eukaryota; Viridiplantae; Streptophyta; Magnoliopsida; Brassicales; Brassicaceae. The transcript has 3 exons. The coding region runs from base 1 to 1503 and encodes 500 amino acids. Gene Ontology annotation, cellular component: membrane. The record is from RefSeq and is a predicted model, not a curated record.